AUGGCUCAAUAUGUGUUAGGUGUAGCAAGUCUGCCUUCGGUUCUGAGCCCGGAUCUGUUGCAUCACGACAUAAAACCAAAGGAUGGAAGCUGGAGGAGAAACUCGGUCUACUGCCUAGGGAGCCACCUUCCCGAGGAAGCGCCCGGGACGCGGGGGAGCAGCUCCGGGACCCCGGCCCGCCCGCACCCCGCCGCCCCAUUGGGCGGGCCGCCCGUCACUCGCCCCGCAGCCCGAGUCCGGCCGGCCGCCGACCCUCCGGGAGUCCGCGGCGCCCGACGGCUCCACACACGCCGGGCACCGUCCCCGCGCCGCCUUCCCGCCGCCGCCGCCGCCGCCGCCGCCAGGAGGCUCCGCGCGCCUUCCCGCCUUUCCCCGCGCCGCGGUCGGGCCGGGCCCGGGCGGGCGGGCGGCGACGGCGCGGCCAUUGUCCCGCAGCCCCUCCCGGGCGCGCAGGAGGGGCUGGCCGGGCGGGGCGGCCGGGCGGCCGCGGAGAAGAGCGGCCUCGGGGUCCCGAGCCGGUGCGCCCCGGCGCCGCCCGCCUCUCCUCGCGGGCCGCCGCCCCGAGGCCGGGGGGCCCCCGCCGCCAGCCGCCCGCGCCGCCUUUGUGACCGUCCCCAGCCCCUCGGAACCGGCGCGCCGCCGCCGCCGCCGCCGCCGCCGCCGCCGCCGCCGCCGCCGCUGCGCCCGGGGCUGCAAAUGGCGCCCGCCCGCCUCUGCGCCUCCCGCCGCUCUCCCGGCCCGGGGACGUCUGGGGGCGCCGCGCCCGGGCCGCAUCCCGCCGCCGCCCGCCCUCCGCCCGCAGCGAGGCUCGCGGCCCGUCCCGGCAGCCCCGACGCCCCGCCCGCCCUCCGCCCGCGCCGCGCGCAGCCACUUACCGCGGGCCGCGGCGCACCGGCGGGUCGCGCGCGCGGGCUCGGGGAGGAUUCCUGGUCUUCGGCAGGGGAAAUACCCACUUUCGAAGCCGCUCCUUUGCGCCCUAAAACAAGUAGCCCCAACGUGAGAGAAACAAAAGCUUCAGGAAGCUACCAGUAUGUAAUGUGCUUCCUCUUGCCUCUGGACAUGCUUUCUCCCCUACAUCUGGAUUAUGCUACUCUGUACCUUCCUUCAUUUGCCUGGGAAACUAUUUUCCUUCAACAUUCAGUUCAGACAUCAUCCAUCCUGUGAAGCCUUAUGAUAUAUCC
Messenger RNA from Neofelis nebulosa (Clouded leopard), 1181 nucleotides. Its product is annotated as basic proline-rich protein-like. The coding region runs from base 1 to 1164 and encodes 387 amino acids. The record is from RefSeq and is a predicted model, not a curated record. NCBI's taxonomy places the organism in Eukaryota, Metazoa, Chordata, Mammalia, Carnivora, Felidae. The transcript is spliced from 2 exons.